AUGCCUGAAGAAUUAUUUCUCGAUCGUUCUAUCAAAAAAAUCGAGUCGUAUUUUCGAUGGAUGGGAAUAAACAUCAGAAGCGGAGAUAACAAUAAUAAAAAGGAUGUGUUCAAAAUACGUUGUAUUUACUUUAUAAAUUUCGUUUUGCUGAACACUGACGUAUUGGGCGCCAUAUUUUGGUUUCGUUCCGGAUUGGAACAGGGGAAGACUUUCACAGAAGUAACUUACAAUGCACCGUGCUUGACGUUUAGCUUUUUGGCCAACUUCAAGAUGCUAUCUCUUAUAUUUUACGAAAAAACCGUCCACGAACUCAUCGCGGCGCUACAAAAGUUGGAAAUCAAACAUUUUUUACGUCAAAACUGUGCAGAAGAACUGAAAAUGCUUAAAGAUGAGAAGAAUUUCUUACAUGCCGUGUUCAAGGGUUCGAAAAUCGUUAAUUACGCUUCGAUUUUGACCUUCGGAUGCAGUCCUUUAGUUCUGAUCGCUUCCAACUAUUACAAGACGGGUCGCAUGGACUAUUUGCUGCCGCUAAUUGUUUUGUAUCCCUUUGAUGUUGACAAUAUAACAGUUUGGCCAAUUAUAUACGUGCGACAGAUAUGGUCAGUGAUAACAGCAGUAAUUGGCGUUUGCGCGACGGAUUACCUGUUUUACACUUUCUGCGUCUAUAUAUCGACUCAGUUCCGACUUUUGGGACAUAGCAUUGAACGUGUCGUCCCUAAUAAUGGGCUUAGUGUCAGAACGCGUUUAAACGGAAACUUACGCAUGAAAUUCGUCGAAAAUUUAAAAUGGCAUCAGGAAUUAAUACGGGCUGCAUCUCUGCUGGAACAAAUCUACACUAAAUCGACUCUUUAUAACUUUGUCACAAGUUCUGUAAUUAUUUGCCUGACCGGAUUUAACGUUGCGGUCGUCGAAGACUUCGCUGUUAUUCUCUCUUUUCUCUUCUUCCUCUUCAUGAGUUUGCUGCAAAUCAUCUUGUUGUGCUUCUUCGGGGAUAAAUUAAUGAAAUCUAGUACUAAUAUCAGUGACGCAGUUUACAAUUCAAAAUGGUAUCUGACUGAGAAAAACGUUGGGAAGGUUCUACUUAUGGUGCAGAUAAGGUCACAACGGGCGUGUCGGCUCACGGCUUAUGGUUUCGCUGAGGUCAACCUUAGAGCCUUUAUGAAGAUUCUGAGCACGGCCUGGUCUUACUUCGCUCUACUCCAGAGCCUGUACAGCUCUCAUGAAUAA
Bombyx mori (domestic silkworm) is the source of this 1227-nucleotide messenger RNA. It is a transcript of the gene Or-24, whose product is annotated as olfactory receptor 24. Gene Ontology annotation, molecular function: olfactory receptor activity; odorant binding. NCBI's taxonomy places the organism in Eukaryota, Metazoa, Arthropoda, Insecta, Lepidoptera, Bombycidae. The record is from RefSeq and is marked provisional. Gene Ontology annotation, cellular component: plasma membrane. Gene Ontology annotation, biological process: detection of chemical stimulus involved in sensory perception of smell; sensory perception of smell.